AUGGCUUUCUCUAAGGCAAAUUUACCCAAUCUUCGAAGGCUCUUUGUUGAAGCAAGAACAGAUGCUGAAGAGAGCACAUAUUCAAGGAAUGCUUUCUACAACAUAGUCUUAUUCAUAUCAUCUAUUGCAGUAUUCAGUGUUGUUGCACAGCGUGUCAGCAAAGUUCAAACCUGAUUACUAGCGAUGGAAUGCUCUAUCCAGGCAACUGGAAAGAGACGUCAACAAUUUGCUGUACGAAACUUUUCAUUAUCUUGGCUUUCUAGAGGCUUGAAUAAAGUUCCUGGGCCUC
Botrytis sinoallii is the source of this 289-nucleotide messenger RNA. RefSeq lists its product as uncharacterized. Gene Ontology annotation, biological process: outer mitochondrial membrane organization. The transcript has 2 exons. NCBI's taxonomy places the organism in Eukaryota, Fungi, Ascomycota, Leotiomycetes, Helotiales, Sclerotiniaceae. Bases 1 to 174 code for a protein of 57 amino acids. The record is from RefSeq and is a predicted model, not a curated record.